CCAUUGCCCACACACCCAACAGACACCGCUCCCGCUACAUCAUCUCUCCCCCAUCACCCUCCUCCAUCGACGGCGGCGGCGCUAUCUCCCCCCUGGUCACUAUACGAGCUCGAGAGUUGACGCUCCUGCCCGGCGGACUCUCCUCUGCACCCAACACCGCAAAGCGCCAGCUACACCCGAUUGCACGCCGCUCGUGCUCUGCGAUCCCUGUCAAGAAUCAUGGUAGAGGCAGAAGGCAACCCCACGACGUGGAAAUUCACCCAAUGCUUCGGCGACAAAGGCGAUGUCGAGGACAUAACCGAAGCCGACAUCAUCUCCACCGUCGAGUUUGACCAGACGGGCAACUACCUGGCAACUGGCGACAAGGGUGGCCGUGUGGUCUUGUUUGAGAGGAACGAGACGAAAAAAACCUGCGAGUACAAAUUCCACACCGAGUUCCAAUCGCACGAGCCCGAGUUCGACUACCUCAAAUCUCUCGAGAUUGAAGAAAAGAUCAACAAGAUCAAAUGGUGCCGCCGGCAAAACGCUUCACACUACCUACUUUCCACAAACGACAAGACAAUUAAGUUAUGGAAGGUAUUUGAGAAGUCGCUCAAGGUUGUGGCAGAGAACAACCUGUCACACGAGUUGACGCCCGGAGGUGGGGUUGCUGGCGGAGGCGGUCCUGUCAGGAACCCAAACGCACAGUUCCGCAGUGCUACCGAUCUGAAGCUCCCGCGGCUCACACAUCACGAUACCGUAGUCGCCGCAGUACCCCGGAAGACGUAUGCCAACGCACACGCAUACCACAUCAAUAGCAUAUCGGUCAACAGCGAUGGAGAGACGUUCAUCAGUAGCGAUGAUCUGCGGAUCAACCUAUGGAACCUCAACAUCCAGGACCAGAGCUUCAACAUUGUCGACAUCAAACCAGCCAACAUGGAGGAGCUUACAGAGGUCAUCACAGCUGCCGAGUUUCACCCCAUCAGCUGCAACUGGUUCAUGUAUGCAAGCUCCAAGGGAACGAUCAAGCUAGCCGACAUGCGUGAGAGUGCUCUGUGUGACCAGCACGCCAAGCAAUUCGAGCAAGAAGAAGACCCUUCAUCCAGGUCCUUCUUCUCGGAAAUUAUCUCAUCCAUCUCUGAUGUGCGGUUUUCGCAUGAUGGACGAUACAUCCUAUCUCGCGACUACCUGACUGUCAAGAUUUGGGAUGUGAACAUGGAGAAGACUCCAGUCAAGACGAUUCCCAUUCAUGAGCAUCUGCGACCCAGGCUAUGCGACACAUACGAAAACGACAGUAUCUUCGACAAGUUUGAAGUUGUCUUCUCUGGAGAUGCCAAGAAUGUCAUGACCGGCAGCUACAACAACAACUUCAUGAUAUAUCCGUCGGACAAUGAUAAAGACACCGAGGUCGUGUUGCAGGCUGACAAGUCUGCAUUCAAAGCUAAGAAGGUGGGAAUCCCGACGCCGAUGAACUCUUCGACAAGCCCGACAGGCAGCAACGCCGGCAAGAAGGGCGGUUCAAGAGCAGGAAGCCCUGCUGCUGGCGCUGUUGGACAAGGGCAGCGCAUGAGGAAAGAGACAGAUGCGGACCAGAUCGACUUCAACAAGAAGAUCCUACAUAUGAGCUGGCAUCCAUUCGAGGACAGUAUUGCUAUAGCAGCAACAAACAAUCUUUUUGUCUUCUCCGCAUUGUAACGGCAUCCUUCGUUCACGAGCAUCGCCAAAGAAUUUCGACGAGCGGGACUGUACACUUGUUGAGUUCUUGGUUAUCCUUACCCUCUCAUCUUCCUUUCAGUUGGCAGCAAUCUGCCUGGUGGCGCUAGGAUGAUAGAACAGGAGCAUUUAUGGCGAAAGGGCAUGGGGACGCACAUGAUGGAUGACGCAAUGCGGUAAACGAACAUGCAGCCGCUGAGUAGUGUAGAUUGCAAUACCACGUUAAUGACUCUGAGUGGUGC
Exserohilum turcica Et28A is the source of this 1934-nucleotide messenger RNA. RefSeq lists its product as uncharacterized. Lineage: Eukaryota; Fungi; Ascomycota; Dothideomycetes; Pleosporales; Pleosporaceae. Gene Ontology annotation, molecular function: protein phosphatase regulator activity; protein binding. Gene Ontology annotation, cellular component: cytosol; protein phosphatase type 2A complex. The transcript is spliced from 6 exons. The record is from RefSeq and is a predicted model, not a curated record. The coding region runs from base 220 to 1674 and encodes 484 amino acids. Gene Ontology annotation, biological process: peptidyl-serine dephosphorylation.